AUGGCUCCAAUCACCGACGAAAAGGUCGCCGACCUGAAGGAUCAAUUUCAUAAACUCGAAGCCCGGAUUCAUGAGCUGGAGCGGCGGAUCGAAGGCAGAGGGAGCAAACCUUCGGUCGCAGAGUCUAUGCGCAUGAUCCUCAUCGGCCCUCCUGGCGCAGGCAAAGGCACACAAGCUCCUCGGAUUAAAGACAAGUACUGUAUCUGCCAUUUGGCCACCGGUGACAUGCUUCGAGCUCAGGUCGCUAAGAAGACACCUCUUGGAAGAGAAGCUAAAAAGAUCAUGGAUCAAGGCGGCCUGGUCAGUGAUGAUAUCAUGAUCAACAUGAUCAAGAAUGAGUUGGAUACCAACCGGGAAUGCGCCAAUGGCUUCAUUCUCGAUGGUUUCCCACGAACCGUCGCACAGGCUGAGGGUCUUGAUUCCAUGCUUGCCGCCGAAUCCAAGCCUCUCAAACAUGCUAUUGAACUUCAAAUCGACGACGGUCUCCUCGUUUCUCGUAUCACUGGUCGAUUGAUCCAUCCUGCCUCGGGACGAACUUAUCACAAGGUUUUCAAUCCACCCAAGGAGCCCAUGAAGGAUGACGUGACCGGUGAGCCUUUGAUUCAAAGAACCGACGACAAUGCCGAAACUCUGAAGAAGAGACUCGGUACCUAUCAUCAGCAGACGAGCCCAGUGGUAGCAUACUACAAAACCAAGGGAAUUUGGUCCGGAAUUGAUGCCAGUCAAGAGCCUGAUCUGGUGUGGAAGAGCAUUCUCGGCGUUUUCGGGGAUACCAAAGCUACCUCUUCUUCGGGCAGUAUCUUGAGCAAGAUUGGAUUGCGAUAG
This is a messenger RNA of Rhinocladiella mackenziei CBS 650.93, 825 nucleotides long. RefSeq names its product adenylate kinase. The transcript is spliced from 4 exons. Gene Ontology annotation, biological process: ADP biosynthetic process. The coding region runs from base 1 to 825 and encodes 274 amino acids. Lineage: Eukaryota; Fungi; Ascomycota; Eurotiomycetes; Chaetothyriales; Herpotrichiellaceae. The record is from RefSeq and is a predicted model, not a curated record. Gene Ontology annotation, molecular function: AMP kinase activity; ATP binding. Gene Ontology annotation, cellular component: cytoplasm; mitochondrion.